AUUGGCCGUUGGCAGCGAGGCGUUGCGGCUCGGCGGAGAGGCCGGAGCAGGCCCGGCUCGCGUCGGCGCGGGUGCAGGCGGGGAAGAUGGUGUUGGGGGGCUGCCCCGUGAGUUAUUUGCUGCUGUGCGGGCAGGCGGCCUUGCUGCUGGGGAACCUGCUGCUGCUGCACUGUGUCUCGCGGAGCCAUUCGCACAACGCCACUGCGGAGCCGGGCGCCGCGACCCCCGAGGGCUACCCCGGCGCCCCGAGCUGGGACUACGGAGACCCCCACUCGCCGGUCAUCCUGUGCUCCUACCUACCUGAUGAAUUUAUUGAAUGUGAAGACCCAGUGGAUCAUGUCGGAAAUGCAACCGCAUCCCAGGAACUUGGUUAUGGCUGCCUCAAGUUCGGUGGUCAGGCCUACAGUGAUGUAGAACACACAUCUGUUCAGUGCCGUGCUUUAGAUGGAAUUGAGUGUGCCAGUCCCAGAACCUUCCUACGAGAGAAUAAACCUUGUAUAAAAUAUACUGGACACUACUUCAUAACUACCUUGCUCUACUCUUUCUUCCUGGGAUGCUUUGGAGUGGAUCGUUUCUGUCUGGGACACACUGGCACAGCAGUAGGGAAACUGUUGACACUUGGAGGACUUGGCAUUUGGUGGUUUGUUGACCUAAUUUUGCUUAUUACUGGAGGGCUGAUGCCGAGUGAUGGCAGCAAUUGGUGUACUGUGUACUGAAAACUGAUGUUAUGACCCCCAGAGGCAAGUCUUCCGAAUUGAUCUCUGUAAACUUAAAACUCUUCCUUGAUGUCAAGCCUAACCAUUGCUUUCCUUCUCUGGAGGGAAUAGGUUUGUUAAGAAGGUUUCCUGGAACUUUGGGUGUUAAACUUUAUCUGCAGACUAGAAGUGACAAGUGUUUGUAGGAAUCAAGUUGCAUUCUUUGCUCAAGUACAGCAGAUAAAGGAUAGUGACUGACUUAAUAAGCAGGAGAAUUUCCAUACUCUACUUCUGUACAUUGCAAUGUCAUCAAUUCUUCAGAGCAAGAGGACCCCAGAAGAUGAACAAGGUGAAUAUUUAUAGCCUGUGCCUUUUGCGGCCCCAGAUCUUCAUGCAGGGGAAAUCUGAAGCUAAACCAAUGAAAAACUUCUGGAGAAAUAGGCAUAUUCGUGAACUUUAAUAUAGGUGGAAAUUCUGACUUCCACAAUUUAAAUUGAAGAAUAAAUUUUGCCAACCUGGACUGCUGUUUAGAUCAUUUCAGAAGAUAAAAUAAAAUUCAGAAUUGUAUUUGUCUUGCUAAAAACUAGAUGUUUGAAAUGUUUGAAGUGAACUCCUAUAUCAAUAGUUCCUAUUAUGAUUAAGCUCCAGUGGUAAUCUCAGUUCAUUCAUUUCUUCAUUCCAAUUAUGUUUUUAAAGCCAACAGCAUCAAACAUGUCUGGGUUGAUUUAGGUGAAUUAUUCCACCUAAAAUUUAUUAUUUGUAAGUUUAGAUACCCUAUGUCUAAGUUGAUAAAAGAGGGUUUCAUUUAAGUAACUGUAGAAUCGUUUUCACAGUGGGAUAAUAUAAGAAGUCUCUUGUCCGUGGAAAGAAAAAUAGUCAUUUAUUAAAAAAUAUAUUUAUUGAGUUCCAGGUAGAGUUAGGAUGUUAUUUAUGGGGGCAAAUGAAAAUCGAACACAUCCUGUCAAAGUAAUCAUACCAAAAGCCUCACUAUGGGCUGUGUCGGUUGGUCACAGGAAGAAAGGUGCGUCUGAGCAUUCACACUCCCAAAUCACCGGGAAUGAAAGGAAAUAUUCUACAGCAUAAAUAAGUUAUUUUAAAAACUUAGUCUCCAUCUUUUGCCAUGUAUGUUGGAAUGAGUACAUAUCAAGUUAAAGGACGCUUCGUGGGCAAGUUUAAGAACUUGUUAGAUAACAGAGUCUAGAAAUAAUCAAGGCAAAAUGCUCAACAAUUCAUCAAACUGAUUUUUAUUUGGGGACGCACCCAGAAGUGCUCAUGUCCAGAGGUACUGAGCAGUAGGGGGCACUUUUUGGUGCUGGGGAUCAAACUCAGGGCUCUUGCGUACAAAGCUUACAUCCAGCCCUUCGCACUCUCUUCCCCAGCCCAAGACUCAUCACAAUUGAUUUAAAGACCAACAGUCACAUCAGAAUAACUCUUGAAUAUGCCUAUCGUUGUUGAACAGCUUCCCUAAGAAUUUCAGCUUUAUCAUCCCUGAUUAAUAUGACUGAUUUUAUAUUAAGAGGUGGUAAUUGUGUAUAAUUAAAUAUUCUAAAAAAGAAGUUUUUAUUUUGUCUU
Molecule: messenger RNA, 2267 nt
Organism: Sorex fumeus (smoky shrew)
Lineage: Eukaryota; Metazoa; Chordata; Mammalia; Eulipotyphla; Soricidae
Gene: TM2D2
Product: TM2 domain containing 2
Exons: 4
Coding region: 87-716 (209 amino acids)
Source: RefSeq, a predicted model, not a curated record